This is a messenger RNA of Chrysochloris asiatica (Cape golden mole), 3510 nucleotides long. It is a transcript of the gene DGKD, whose product is annotated as diacylglycerol kinase, delta 130kDa. Gene Ontology annotation, biological process: lipid phosphorylation; intracellular signal transduction; diacylglycerol metabolic process. Bases 1 to 3510 code for a protein of 1169 amino acids. The record is from RefSeq and is a predicted model, not a curated record. The transcript is spliced from 29 exons. Gene Ontology annotation, molecular function: protein homodimerization activity; protein heterodimerization activity; ATP-dependent diacylglycerol kinase activity. Lineage: Eukaryota; Metazoa; Chordata; Mammalia; Afrosoricida; Chrysochloridae.
AUGACUUCCCCUACGGAGACCAUCAUCAAAGAAGGGAUGCUGACCAAACAGAACAAUUCAUUCCAGCGAUCAAAAAGGCGAUACUUCAAGCUUCGGGGACGGACGCUGUACUACGCAAAAACUGCAAAGUCCAUCAUUUUUGAUGAGGUGGAUUUAACAGAUGCAAGUGUGGCCGAGUCCAGCACCAAAAACGUGAACAACAGCUUCACGGUCAUCACCCCGUGUCGGAAGCUCAUCUUGUGUGCCGACAACAGGAAAGAAAUGGAGGAUUGGAUCGCGGCCCUGAAGACUGUCCAGGGCAGGGAGCACUUUGAGCCCACCCAAUACAGCAUGGACCACUUCUCAGGGACGCACAACUGGUACGCCUGUUCCCACGCCAGGCCAACGUACUGCAACGUGUGCCGCGAGGCGCUGUCCGGGGUCACUUCCCACGGGCUAUCCUGCGAGGUGUGCAAAUUUAAGGCCCACAAACGCUGUGCUGUGCGUGCAAUCAAUAACUGCAAGUGGACCACGCUGGCCUCCAUUGGGAAGGACAUCAUUGAGGACGAAGACGGGAUUGCCAUGCCGCAUCAGUGGCUGGAAGGGAACCUGCCCGUAAGCGCCAAGUGCACGGUGUGUGACAAGACCUGUGGCAGCGUGCUGCGUCUGCAGGACUGGCGUUGCCUCUGGUGCAAGGCCAUGGUGCACACGGCGUGCAAGGAGUCGCUGCUGACCAAAUGCCCGCUGGGCCUGUGCAAAGUGUCUGUCAUCCCCCCCACGGCCCUCAACAGCAUUGACUCAGAUGGAUUCUGGAAGGCCACAUGCCCUCCAUCUUGCACGAGCCCCUUGCUGGUCUUUGUCAACUCGAAAAGCGGCGAUAACCAGGGCGUGAAGUUCCUGAGACGAUUCAAGCAGCUGCUGAACCCGGCCCAGGUCUUCGACCUCAUGAAUGGAGGGCCACACCUGGGGUUGCGGUUAUUCCAGAAAUUUGACACAUUCCGGAUUCUGGUCUGUGGAGGGGACGGCAGUGUUGGCUGGGUCUUGUCUGAAAUCGACAGCCUCAAUUUACAUAAACAGUGUCAGCUGGGUGUGCUGCCCCUGGGGACCGGGAAUGACCUGGCACGCGUGCUGGGCUGGGGUUCGGCCUGUGAUGAUGACACGCAGCUCCCCCAGAUCCUGGAGAAGCUCGAGCGGGCCAGCACCAAGAUGCUGGACAGGUGGAGCAUCAUGGCGUACGAGACCAAGCUCCCGAGGCAGGCCUCCUCCUCCACCGUCACCGAGGACUUCAGUGAAGACUCUGAGGUCCAGCAGAUCCUUGUCUAUGAAGACUCGGUCGCAGCCCAUCUCUCAAAAAUCCUGACGUCCGACCAGCACUCGGUGGUGAUCUCCUCAGCUAAAGUGCUCUGUGAGACCGUGAAGGACUUCGUGGCUCGCGUGGGGAAGGCCUACGAGAAAACCACUGAGAGCUCGGAGGAGUCGGAGGUCAUGGCCAAGAAGUGCUCUGUCCUGAAGGAGAAGCUGGACUCUCUCCUCAAGACUUUGGACGAUGAGUCCCAGGCCUCAUCCUCUCUACCCAACCCACCGCCCACCAUCGCCGAGGAGGUGGAAGACGGGGACAGUCCCGGCAGCCUCUGCAGCUCAUCGGGGGACCGCCCGGUGGGCUCGGCCUGCCCCACCCGGCCACAACUCUUCCGGCCACGAGAGCAGCUCAUGCUCAGGGCCAAUAGCCUGAAGAAAGCCAUCCGUCAGAUCAUCGAGCACACGGAAAAAGCCGUCGAUGAGCAGAAUGCCCAGACUCAGGAGCAGGAAGACUUCAUCCCAGGUCUCUCCGAGUCUGAGGAAAAGAAGGACCCAAGGAUGGAGGACAGGGUGGGCCCGCCACCACCUGCUAGCGACAACUGCGGGGUCUCUAAAGGCAGGAGCCACCGCAAAGUGUCCAAAUCCCCAUGUGAGAAGCUGAUAAACAAAGGAAGCCUGUCUCUGGGCAGCUCGGCAUCUCUCCCUCCCCAGACAGGAAGCCGGGAUGCCUUACCAGUGCUGAACACGAAGACCCUGUACCCACAUGUUCGGGCGGGGAUGUCCGGGUCCUUGCCUGGAGGGUCUGUCAUCAGUCGAUUGCUAAUUAAUGCUGACCCCUUUAAUUCCGAGCCAGAAAGUCUAGAGUAUUACACAGAGAAGUGUGUCAUGAACAACUACUUUGGCAUCGGCCUGGAUGCGAAGAUCUCCCUGGAUUUCAACAACAAGCGUGACGAGCACCCAGAGAAAUGCAGGAGUCGAACCAAAAACAUGAUGUGGUACGGAGUUCUGGGGACCAAAGAGCUGCUGCACAGAACCUACCGGAACCUGGAGCAGAAGGUUCUGCUGGAGUGUGAUGGGCGCCCAAUACCCCUUCCCAGUCUUCAGGGAAUUGCUGUCCUUAACAUUCCCAGUUACGCCGGAGGGACCAACUUCUGGGGGGGCACCAAGGAAGAUGACACCUUCGCCGCCCCGUCGUUCGAUGACAAGAUCUUGGAGGUGGUGGCCGUGUUUGGCAGUAUGCAGAUGGCGGUGUCGCGGGUGAUUAAGCUGCAGCAUCACCGGAUUGCCCAGUGCCGCACCGUAAGGAUCUCUAUCCUGGGUGAUGAGGGCGUCCCUGUGCAGGUGGACGGGGAGGCCUGGAUCCAGCCUCCAGGCUACAUCCGCAUCCUUCACAAGAACCGGGCGCAGACGCUCACCAGGGACCGGGCCUUUGAGAGCACCCUCAAAUCCUGGGAGGACAAACAGAAGUGUGAACUGCCACGGCCCCCCUCUUUCUCGCUGCACCCUGAGGUCCUGUCUGAGGAGGAGUCCACGCAGAUGAGCCAGUUUGGUCAGGCGGCGGGAGCCCUCAUCCACAGCAUCCGGGAGAUCGCACAGUCGUACCAGGACAUGGAACAAGAGCUGGCGCACGCCGUGAACGCCAGCUCCAAGGCCAUGGAUCGUGUCUACGGCAAACCCCGGGCCUCUGAGGGGUUGAACUGCAGCUUCAUCCUGGAGAUGGUGAACAACAUCAAAGCGCUGCGCAGCGAGACGGAACUGCUGCUGGCCGGCAAGGUGGCCCUGCAGCUGGAUGCCCCUCAGAAGGAGCGGCUCGCGGCAGCACUCGCGGAGAUGGACGUGCAACUGGGGAAGCUGGUGGACACCUCGUGGCUCUGUCAGUGCCCAGAGCCCGGGGACGAGGAGAGUGGGAUGCUGGAUCUUUCUAAACGCAGCCGCAGUGGUAAAUUCCGCCUGGUGACCAAGUUCAAAAAGGAGAAAAACAGCAAGGACAAAGCGCGAAGCGGCCUGGGAGCCCCGGUGCACCUCUGGGGGACAGAGGAGGUGGCUGCCUGGCUGGAGCACCUCAGUCUCUGUGAGUAUAAGGACAUCUUCACGCGUCAUGACAUCCGGGGCUCCGAACUCCUGCACCUGGAGCGGAGGGACCUCAAGGACCUGGGCGUGACCAAGGUGGGCCACAUGAAGCGGAUCCUGUGUGGCAUCAAGGAGCUGAGCCGGGUGCCCGCCGAGGCCUAG